This is a messenger RNA of Triticum dicoccoides, 1430 nucleotides long. Its product is annotated as myb family transcription factor IPN2-like. The transcript is spliced from 6 exons. Gene Ontology annotation, molecular function: DNA-binding transcription factor activity; DNA binding. The coding region runs from base 1 to 1047 and encodes 348 amino acids. The record is from RefSeq and is a predicted model, not a curated record. Lineage: Eukaryota; Viridiplantae; Streptophyta; Magnoliopsida; Poales; Poaceae.
AUGUUCCCGGCUGCUGCAGCUGCUUCCUCCAAGAAGCCCGGCGUGAGCCCGUCGUCAGUUCACGAUCGGGCCGCCGCCGCCGCGUGCGACUCCGGCCUCGUCCUCACCACCGACCCCAAGCCCCGCCUCCGGUGGACGGUCGAGCUCCACGACCGUUUCGUCGAUGCCGUCGCGCAGCUCGGAGGCCCGGACAAGGCAACUCCGAAGACUAUUAUGAGGGUUAUGGGAGUCAAGGGGCUCACGCUUUACCAUCUCAAGAGUCAUCUUCAGAAAUUCAGGCUAGGGAAGCAGCACAAGGAGUUCGGUGAUCACUCGGUCAAGGAUGCAAUGGAGAUGCAACGGAAUGCAGCCUCUUCGUCUUCGGGUAUGAUGGGAAGAAGCAUGAACGACCGCAGCACACACAUGAACGAGUCACUAAGGAUGCAGAUGGAGGUCCAAAGAAGGCUCCAUGAGCAGCUGGAGGUGCAGAAGCACCUCCAGAUGAGAGUGGAGGCCCAGGGGAAGUACAUGCAGUCCAUACUGGAGAAAGCCUACCAAACCCUCGCGUCCAGCGAUUGCGCCACGUGGCCCGCCGCCGCCGGGUACAGAUCUCUAGGCGGCAGCCAGGCGCCGGCCCUUGACCUCGGCGGCUCUAUGAGCUUCCAGGACCUCACACUGUACGGAGGGUCGUCGAGCCAUCUGGACCUGCAGCAGCACAUGGAGAUGAGGCCGACCAUGGCCAUGGACAGCUUCUUGGCGUUCAACGAGAGCUGCAUUGGAUCAGCAACAGUCAGGAGCUGCUCCACCGGGAAGAGCCCGAUGAUGUGGGGCAACGGCGAUGAUGAGCAGGCCAAGAGUGGCGGCAGCGCCGACGAGCUUCUCCAGAUGGCGCCGUCGUGCAUGAUGGAGGCGGGUGGCGGCAGCGGCGGCUCAAUGGAUCCGAUCAUGUCAUUGUCCGGCGACUCCUUGGGCAGUAAGGGCUUCGACGGCCCAAUCAUCAGCUCCAAGCUUGAGAUGAGGUCGUCUCCACAGCAAGUAGGAAGUGAGAGGAACUUGUCCUACGGGUAAUUCAAGAUCUUAAAUAACGUGUUUUUGUUCUUCUUUGGAAACACAAUUAAGAGGUAAUUAGUUACGUUAAUGUCCUGUUGUCAUGAAACAAGCUUAAUUAGCUCUUUUGCUAAGAUCACUAAAUAAGCACGGGCUGAGGUGUAGCUAAGAGUUCAGAGAGAGGGGUCAUCAUAUGCUGAUGAUGCCCAAUGUUUUUCUUUUUUGAGGAUAUAGCGGGUAACAAAAUUGUAUUUUUAACAUAUUGGCGUUGGUUUAAGGUUUGUAAAUUUUGGUGUAGCUGUGAAAGCAUGCAGCUGGUGUGAAACAUGCUUCUAUCAUAAUUCUUGUUCGGUGCAUGUAUUAUAACAAUAAUAAUAGAGGAACAACACUAUGAGAUUUAUUGA